AUGCCUGAGCAGUCCGCUAUCUGCUACUGCGCCAACUGCCGCCGCGCAGGAGGAAGCAUCGGAUCAAUCGUAUACAUCCUCGACAGUCCCCAAGUCACAAUCAACGAUCCGAACAAGUAUCUCAAAGACUACCGGGACAACGACACGAAGAGCGGGAACCCUAUUACUCGCCAAUUCUGCAGCAACUGCGGGUGGUGA
This is a messenger RNA of Alternaria triticimaculans, 198 nucleotides long. RefSeq lists its product as uncharacterized. Lineage: Eukaryota; Fungi; Ascomycota; Dothideomycetes; Pleosporales; Pleosporaceae. Bases 1 to 198 code for a protein of 65 amino acids. The transcript has 2 exons. The record is from RefSeq and is a predicted model, not a curated record. Gene Ontology annotation, molecular function: carbon-sulfur lyase activity.